Myxocyprinus asiaticus (Chinese sucker) is the source of this 1870-nucleotide messenger RNA. Its product is annotated as catechol O-methyltransferase B-like. Gene Ontology annotation, molecular function: catechol O-methyltransferase activity. Lineage: Eukaryota; Metazoa; Chordata; Actinopteri; Cypriniformes; Catostomidae. The record is from RefSeq and is a predicted model, not a curated record. The transcript is spliced from 6 exons. Bases 131 to 925 code for a protein of 264 amino acids. Gene Ontology annotation, biological process: dopamine metabolic process; catecholamine catabolic process; developmental process.
UUUGCUUCCUUGCAGUUGGAUUUGUGAAGACACUCCAGAUCCUCAAGUGAAAAAGUGAAAGAGACAUUUUGUAAAAGGCUAAGAGAGGGGUGAAGCGUUUGAGUGAGAAGGUUCUAGUCCUCUGGGAAAUAUGUUCCUGUUGCUGCUGUGCUGGUUUUUUGGGGCCACUCUGGUUUUAUAUGCCUUGUAUUCUUGGAUCAUCCCUGCUGCUGUGCAAUACAAUGGCAGUCUUGCAUUAUUCUGGCAUGAUGUCAUCGUUGAGCGCACUCUUGAUACUCUGACCAGGUCAUCUCGACCCCAGCGUCUGUUAAAAGCAGUACAAAAGCAUGCAAUCCGAGGUGACCCUCACAGUGUGAUCUCAGCCAUCGAUAAUUUUUGCCGGCACAGUGAGUGGGCUAUGAACAUUGGAGAUGAGAAAGGCUCUCUCCUGGACUCAGUGGUGAGUGAGGUGAACCCAGAGAUGGUCCUGGAGUUGGGCACAUACUGCGGUUACUCAGCAGUGCGCAUUGCUUGUCUACUAUCUCCUGGAUCACGUCUUAUAACACUGGAGUUCAAUGCAGAUUACGCAGCAAUUGCUCGACAGGUCAUUGCCUGGGCAGGUCUAGAAGACAAAGUCCAGCUCGUAGAGGGUGCAUCUGAAGACUGGAUCCCUCGCAUGAGGGAGCACUUCGGAAUUGAAACAUUUGAUUUUGUUUUUCUGGACCACUGGAAGGACCGUUACCUCCCUGACACAAAACUAUUGGAGGAGUGCAGCCUCUUGAGGAAGGGCACCGUUCUACUUGCUGAUAAUGUGAUCUGUCCGGGAACACCAGACUAUCUUCAAUAUGUGCGCAAUAGCCUUUCCUAUAAAAGCUGCUAUUAUAAAUCCCAUUUAGAGUACACCAAGGCAGAGGAUGGCUUGGAGAAGUCUGUGUUUUUGGGCUAGAGACAUGCAACAAAUAGUGUGUGUUUUUAUUUUUAUUUUUUCUUCAUUUUUUGCAUUAAGUGUUUAAAGACCUAACUUGAGGUAUAUUUGAACAAUUUAUCCAAUUUAUCAACAAUUAGUCCACAGAAUUUGCUGUUCUUCAAGUCUUUAUCAGGACACAGUUGAGCAUUUUGCUCUAUUAAACACCACAUUUUACCCCUCUGUCCCACUAGAGGGUAGAAUCACAUUAAAAAUGUACUGUGUGUCUAGUCCUGUCCCCCUCGUUUAUCUACCCUGAAGUUUUAGCUGACAGAUCAAUGGUCUUGUUUGCUUGUGCAUUUAUUCGUACAGACAAUAAGACAACUUUCUUUAAAGGUAAAUCAGUGAUAAUUGAUAAAAUGACACAAGAAAACCACAAAAAAAUGGAUAUAGAUAUCCAAGAUAUCCAUGGAGCCACUAGUGAUGCAAAAAUCACAUUUGGUCCGUGUUGUUGAUUGAAUGUGUAUGUUUUGCAGUACUGUUAAUGGCUUUUAUGGAUUGCAGAUCUGUUCAAUGUUUUUGUGCAUUUUCUUGUAUGUUUUUAUCCGACUAAUUUAAAGGUGCACUUAGUAUGUUUUUUUAUGUACUGUAGGUUGUCUUGGACUUACAUUGACAUCAAGGGGUAUGGAUCAUUCAAACGCAAUAGUUUUCAGUUACUGAUGCCAUUGUAGACAUUCACUAUUCACAGUCAGCCAUGAUUAAUUGAAUCCAUGAGUGAAAGCGUCCAAUAAAAGAGCAGUUACAGAGAUUAAAGCAAGCAGUAUUUGGCUGGUCAUGUGAUCAUAACAUGGCAGCCCCCAUGAGGGGACCCUCUCCAUGUAGAAUAAAACAGCUUUAAUAAGGUUACUGAUAUGACUGGAGUCUUCAUCUCAUGUUUGAGUGGUCGCGAUUUGAUAUAUACAGUAUGUGCUUCAAAAUUACAAUUAA